Molecule: messenger RNA, 1521 nt
Organism: Nelumbo nucifera (sacred lotus)
Lineage: Eukaryota; Viridiplantae; Streptophyta; Magnoliopsida; Proteales; Nelumbonaceae
Product: cytoplasmic tRNA 2-thiolation protein 1
Biological process (GO): tRNA wobble position uridine thiolation
Cellular component (GO): mitochondrion; cytosolic tRNA wobble base thiouridylase complex
Molecular function (GO): tRNA binding
Source: RefSeq, a predicted model, not a curated record
CCUCCUUCCGAACUGAGCCUAAGAACGGGGCCUCAAUAGUAAUACAAAUCAAAAUAACACCUUUGCAGUUUGCACUGUGCUUUCCCUGCCGCCGAUUGUUGACCGCCAUAUUAUUCUCUGUAUUGCCUCCCACGCACGAACGCACGCAUACACAGCUGACAGCACAUAGUUGCACGCACAUAAAAGACGCCCAUGGCGGAAGUGGAACCCAAGCAGAAGAAGGCAAGUGGUCGGCAGUGUUGUAUCUGUAAUCAGAGGAGGGCAGUCCUUAAGAGACCUAAAACACUUGAACAGAUAUGUAGGGAAUGCUUCUACGCUGUUUUUGAGGAUGAAAUCCACAGGGUUAUUGUGGACAACCAACUCUUCAAGCCUGGAGAACGUAUUGCUAUUGGAGCAUCUGGUGGAAAAGAUUCUACAGUCCUUGCCUAUGUUUUGUCUGAGUUGAACCGCCGGCACAAAUAUGGCCUGGACCUCUUCCUGUUGUCUGUUGAUGAAGGGAUUACAGGGUAUAGGGAUGACUCACUGGAAACUGUCAAAAGAAAUGAAAUUCAGUAUGGCCUGCCCCUAAAAGUUGUCUCAUACAAGGAUCUAUAUGGGUGGACAAUGGAUGAAAUAGUGAAGAUGAUAGGCUUGAAAAACAAUUGCACUUUUUGUGGGGUUUUUCGUCGUCAGGCCCUUGAUCGAGGAGCUGCACUUCUGAAGGUAGACAAGCUUGUUACUGGGCAUAAUGCAGAUGAUAUUGCUGAAACUGUUCUCUUAAACAUAUUGCGAGGUGACAUUGCAAGAUUGAGUAGAUGUACUUCUAUAACGACUGGCGAAGAUGGACCAAUUCCAAGAUGCAAGCCUUUCAAGUACACAUAUGAGAAGGAGAUUGUUAUGUAUGCAUAUUUUAAAAGGCUGGACUACUUCUCCACUGAAUGUAUUUAUUCACCUAAUGCAUACCGUGGUUUUGCUCGUGAGUUUAUUAAGGAUUUGGAAAGAAUCAGGCCUAGAGCCAUACUUGACAUCAUCAAAUCUGGCGAGGAUUUCAGGAUAUCCACUUCUACGAAAAUGCCAGAGCAAGGAACAUGUGAACGAUGUGGUUAUAUUUCUAGCCAGAAAUGGUGUAAAGCAUGUGUGUUGCUUGAGGGGCUGAACAGAGGAUUGCCAAAGUUGGGCAUAGGGCGAAGUCGAGGGCUUAAUGGGCAUAAGAAGGAUAUUGAACAAAUAAAUCAAAUGAACAAUAUCCAGAGCAAACCGUGUGGAAGUUUAGACUUUUGAUGGAUAUGCAAAACCUUAGGAGUCCAUUGAGGAAUGCUAAUUACAACCAUUUAUUAAUAAUCUUUAUCAAGAGAACUCUCUCUUUCUCUCUCUCAUUCAUUAUGUUUUCGGCUGUUGUCAGUCUGGCGUAUUAGUUUUCUUCGGUUCUUUGAUUCUUAAAGCAUAUCUUUUUUUUGUUUUUUUGUUAUUUUUUUCAGCCAUUUCAACUUGCCUUGUUAAUCUACUAUUCGAGAUGGCAAUUAAAUGCCUUAAUUUUAUCUA